Messenger RNA from Fonsecaea monophora, 3375 nucleotides. RefSeq lists its product as hypothetical. The record is from RefSeq and is a predicted model, not a curated record. Gene Ontology annotation, biological process: nucleoside metabolic process. NCBI's taxonomy places the organism in Eukaryota, Fungi, Ascomycota, Eurotiomycetes, Chaetothyriales, Herpotrichiellaceae. The transcript has 4 exons. Gene Ontology annotation, molecular function: ADP binding; protein binding; catalytic activity. The coding region runs from base 1 to 3375 and encodes 1124 amino acids.
AUGAACCCUGAUGUGCGACCCCCUCGGCCCCGUAGCCGCGAUGACUUCGAGAUCGCCAUCAUCUGUGCCUUGGUUCUGGAGCGGAAUGCUGUGGAGGCGCUUCUAGAAGAAGAAUAUGAGACCGAUGGCUUUUCGUACGGCAAGGCUGCCGGAGAUUUGAAUGCCUACACCACCGGACGGCUGGGGAAUCAACAUGUGGUGCUGACCUAUAUGCCAAGUAUGGGUAUCGCCAGUUCAGCGGCAGUAGCCGCAAACCUUUGCACCAGCUUUAGAGGAAUCAGGCUUGCCAUCACAGCUGGUAUUUGUGGCGGCGCCCCAAAAGCUCCUGAUGGUACCGAGAUCCUGUUAGGCGAUGUCAUCGUCAGCAUGUCGGUGAUUCAGAUCGAUUUUGGCAGGCAAUACCCAAACACAUUCGUCAGGAAGAAAGAGAUCGACGAUACUCUGGGGCGGGCGAAUCCAGAAAUUCGAGCAUAUAUCGGGAAGACUUCAGGCCAUCUAGUCCAAGAGAGGCUUCGGGAGAAGAUUGCCAUCUUCUCCGCCCACAUCUCCGCCACAAAGGGGUUUUCGGGAUUCGUCUAUCCUGGACCAGAAAAUGACAGACUCUAUCCUGCUGACUAUCGACACAAGCACCGAACACAAAACUGCAGUACUUGUGGCCAUUGUGUGGAACCAGACGACGGUGUGUGCGAGGCUGCCCUCCAGAGUUCUUGUACGGCUUUGGGUUGUGAGAGUGACCUUGUUGACGGCCGUACACGUCUUCAACGAGCCCUAGGCGUAUCGCCGGGUAGGCGACAAAUGACACCUGCAGCUAUCCAAGAUGCCAGGAAACCGGCCAUUCAUGCAGGUCGCAUAGCGAGCAGCAACACCGUCAUGAAGAGUGGUAUGCACCGAGAUCGUGUUGUGGCUGAGGAGAAGGUUCUUGGGUUUGAGAUGGAGAGUGCAGGUAGUUGGGAAUACGUCCCUACAAUUGCCAUCAAAGGUGUGUGUGACUAUGCUGAUAGCCACAAAAACAAACAAUGGCAAGCCUACGCGGCUGCUACAGCAGCCGCUUGCACCAAGGCAAUGCUGGAGGAAUGGAGAAGCGUGCAAAGCCCGCCUCGGGAUCCAGACGAACAGACACACCGAGGGUCCGUCUUAAUCACACAUCCCAUGCACUGGACCAUCACUCGCUCUCCCAACACAUUGUUUGUCGGACGAAAUGAUGUGAUCCAAGAGUUGGAUACCAUCGUGCGCGAGGCUAUCAAGAAUCCUGAGCCGAAGACUCAAUGCAGGAUUGUCAUUUCUGCUAUGGGUGGCCAGGGUAAGAGCGAGAUCUGCUUGCAACUGGCCCAGCGCGUCCGUACACUAUUUUGGGGAAUCUUUUGGGUCGACGUCAGCACCAAGUCUUUAGCGGAGAACGGUUUCUUGGACAUCGCGAAGCGUGUAAACCCUUCCGCACAGACAUGGGAGCACGGGCGGCAAGGGUUGGCCAACGUUCAGCAACCAUGGAUCUUGGUGCUGGACAAUGCUGACGACCCGGUCAUCGACUACUCCGAGUAUUUCCCACCUGGGCCGUCAGGCGUAGUGGUGCUAACGUCGCGCAAUCACGAGUUCCAGCAAUAUGCGACUGCCCGGCACAUUGAUCUAGAAGGCCUUCCUGUUGCUGAUGCCCGAGAACUCUUGUUAAAAGCGGCACGCUUGCAGGGGGAUGGACGACCGAAUCUGACAGCCGAUGCAAACAAGGUGGCCGAGCUGCUUCAUUUGCACCCUCUCGCGCUUAUUCAAGCCGGAACAUAUGUCGCACGUGGCCACUGCACCCUCGCCGAAUACCCUGAAGUGUACGCACGUCAAAGGAAAAAACUACUCACCUUCCGUCCCAUGCAGGCUCGGUCUCGGUACUGCGACGUCUACACAGCCUUCGAGGCCUCGAUCGAAACCCUUCGUUCAAUCUCGGAGGUUUCAGCCCACGACGCGCUCGAACUGCUGCCCAUGCUGGCAGUAUGUGGGCCGAAUCCUAUCCCCAUUGAGCUAUUUCGAGUUGGCUGGAAGGCUGCACACUUCAUCUCCAAAAAUGCAUGUAACCGAAGUGACCAGCGCCGAUCGCUGACAAAGUGGCAUGUCUCUCGUUUUCCAUUAUUGAUGCAAGUUGGUGGAGAAGACUGGGAUCCCUUUCGCCUCAUGGAAGCCUUGCAGAUGCUGAAAGCAUUCGGCCUUGUCUCGGUCGAGGAGUCUGACGAAGUCUCCGUUGACAACAACCUCUGGACCAUGAGAGCGCGGCGGCUGCAAGCCCAUCUCCAGGCUGUCAUAUUGUGGCCCAUGCAGUCCAUAUUUGGUGGGGACCCGGCCUCAUUGAUGGUAGAGGUCUUGUUGCGGAUUGGGAUGAUGUUAGUUGUUUUGGGAGAUCAUAAACAUCCCGCUUUGAUGGUAGAGAGGUUGUUCACACACUUGAAUCUAGACCCUUCGAAGGUGAAUGAGCAGUGGGUGGACAUAUACGAACUCAAGGCGGCGAACUUGAUCUCGUCUGGUGGAUUUGACGAGGCAAUAGCACUCCUGACGCAGGUGGUGGAGAUGAAGACGGGCACACUUGCUAAGGAGGAUCCUAGUCGACUAGAUUCAAUGUACGCGCUUGCGUCGGCAUAUAAAGGUGACGUGCGAGUUAUGGAAGCAUUGACAUUGCUGGAACAGGUGGUCGAGAUAGAGCUCCACACCCGCCCGGAGACAGAUCCUAGCCGACUGGCUUCGAUGCAUACGCUGGCGACAGUGUACUAUGGUGCAGGACGAGCUCAAGAAGCAUUGUCCUUGCUAGAAAAGGUGGUCGAGAUUAGCAGUCGCUCAAUAGUGGCGGGUCAUCCAGCUCGACUGUAUCCGAUGCAUGCGCUGGCGACAUUGUACCUGCUCGACCGACAACCCGAUAAAGCAAUCCCCUUGUUAGAACAUGUGGUCGAGACAUGGAGGCGCACACUCACCGACGAACAUCCAGCUCGACUGGCCUCGAUGCAUGAGCUAGGAAGUGCGUACCGAGAGCGCGGACAACUCAACGAAGCAGUGGCGUUAUUAGAAGAUGUCGUCAGCACUUACAAGCGCACGCUCGCGCCGGAAGAUCCAUUUCGACUGGAUUCGAUGGCUGAGCUAGGGCACGCAUACAUGACUAACGGACAAUUCAACGAGGCCUUGGUAUUGUUGGACCAGGUGGUCGACGUCAGGCGCCGAACACUCGCCGAGGAGAAUCCACGACGACUCAUUUCCGAGAUGAUGCUGGUCCUUGUCCUCAGGAAACUCAACCGGCGAAGCGACGCUCUGCAGCUAUUCAAGCAUGUUGUUCGGAUCGGAAGAACGGUGCUGGACGAAGGUGACUUAUCUGUGAAGAUCGACGAGCUUCUGAAGCACUACAUGUAA